AUGUUUAGAGUCAAGAUCAUCUCUCAGAAACGUACAAAAAGUGUACAGAUGCUAGAAAACGAUCAACUUGAUAUUUUGGGACAACAACCUUCGCUAUACAAACUAUACACUCAAAUAUGCUCUAUCUACCGUGUACCAGAUCCUUCUGCUCAUGACCAUAUCGUAAAUACCUUAACAAGAGGACUUGAAACAUUGGCUAAAAAUUUCCAGUGGCUAGCAGGAAAUGUCGUAAAUGAAGGUGCUGACGAAGGUAACACUGGUACCUACAGAAUUGUCCCGUCAGACAAAAUUCCACUUAUCGUCCAAGAUCUUCGAGAAGAUCUGUCUGCCCCAACAAUGGAUUCGCUUGAAAAAGCUGACUUUCCUAUCUACAUGUUAGACGAAAAGACUUUUGCGCCUUGCAUGACUAUCAAUCCACCUGGAAACACUAUAGGUAUGGCCGCCAAGAGUGGGCCUGUAUUUGCAGUUCAAGCAAACUUUAUCUCCGGCGGCCUCGUCUUAACUAUUGUCGGGCAGCACAAUAUUAUGGAUAUAACAGGACAGGAAAGUAUCAUCAACUUGCUCAAUAAAUCUUGCCACCAAAAACCUUUCUCUGAUGAAGAACUGCUCAUUGGAAAUAUAGAUAAAAGCAAAUCUAUUCCUUUGUUUGAUGAAACUUGGGAACCCGACACCACGCUAGUUCAUGAAAUAGUGGAAACCUCUAGAAAUACAAGUGGAGAGGAAAAGGAACAGUCUUGUUCUUCGAACUCUACUUGGGCUUAUGUUGAAUUUUCUGCUAUCUCAUUGCAGAAUCUGAGGAUUUUGGCAAUGCAGACAUGUACUUCUGGCACAAAAUUUGUCUCCACUGAUGAUAUCGUCACUGCUUUCAUCUGGAAAUCAGUUUCUCGAGCCCGUUUAUCUCGACUUAAACCAGAAACGAAAUCAAAUUUAGGGCGUGCUGUGGAUGUUAGAAAACGGCUAGGACUCCCCGAAACGUAUCCAGGGUUAUUAGUCAACAUGACCUUUAAUACAGGUUCCCUGAAAAGCUUGGAUCAUAAAAGUUUGGGCGUUCUUGCAUCACAGAUUCGCAGGAAGCUAGACCCUAAAGUCUUCGAUUUGGCCUAUAAUACAUGCGCACUUGCUACGCUCCUUAGCCGAUGCCCGGACAAGACUAAGGUUUCUAUACCUCAACCAAUUGAUACUUUAUCUGGAAUUAUGGUCAGUUCGUGGGCAAAAGUCAGCCUGUAUGACGUUGAUUUCAAUCUAGGGCUUGGGAAGCCCAAGAGUGUACGACGGCCGCGCUUCAUUUCCCUUGAGAGCCUAAUAUAUUUUAUGCCUAGAUCCUCCAGAGGUGAAAUGGUGGUUGCUCUUUGCCUUAGAGAUAAAGAUUGGGAGUGCCUGAAUGCGGAUAAAGAAUGGACAAAUUAUGCUACACAUAUAGGAUGA
Molecule: messenger RNA, 1425 nt
Organism: Saccharomyces cerevisiae S288C
Lineage: Eukaryota; Fungi; Ascomycota; Saccharomycetes; Saccharomycetales; Saccharomycetaceae
Gene: AYT1
Product: acetyltransferase
Exons: 1
Coding region: 1-1425 (474 amino acids)
Source: RefSeq, marked reviewed